AAGCAGCUGAUUGAUUUGGUACAAGAAUCAAGAAACAGAAAUACAGUCGACACUCGUCAACGAGCAGUCGAAUCUAUUUUCCUACGUUGUAUCAGAAUUAAAUAGUUUACUCUCCAGAGAUUGAAUAUUUUAUAAUCUGAUUCAAAGUUAUUUCUUUCUAAAGUUGAAUUUGAUGUAAUCAUAUUCAAGGAAUCUGUUACGAAACAUUUUAUUUUGAAAUGAAUCCACUCCAUCUUUUUUUGAAGGUUAUGUUAUUUGAUAAUCCUGUAAUGUAAAGAUUUUUCCAAGAUAAAUUUAUCAACUCAAAAUGAAUUCAAUAGCUAGAAAUGUUUUAGAUAAUAUGAGAAAUUGCCUUUGUAAAAGUAGUAAAAUUCGACCAUCUCAAGGAUUCAAUAUCUCUUUGUCAGCCGAACGUUGUUCCACAAAUUUCACCAUCGUAAUUCAAAAGAGAGUAUUUUCCUGUCAAAAUAAAGCUUUAUUGCAAAAUUCUCUUGAUAAUCUUCUGAAGAGAGACGUUUAUUCUGGACCGAAUACUCUGAUAAACGCAUCAAAACCAGCAGCGAACUUGAAAUGCUACUGCACAAGCCCCAGGAAGGAUGAAGAACAGAAGCCACUUUCAAUAUUUCAAAAGUUCAAGGCGUUGUACAGAGAUUAUUGGUACGUUCUGGUUCCAGUGCACAUGGCAACAUCGGCUGUGUGGUUUGGAGGAUUCUAUUACAUGGCGAAAAGUGGUGUGGACAUAAUCCCAAUAUUGGAGUUCCUGAGAGUCAGUGACACGAUAAUUGAUAAAUUUCGCAGUGAACAUUUUGAAAAAGCCGGAUACGUUGCUCUGGCUUUUGCAUUCUACAAAUUGGCCACGCCCCUACGCUAUGCAUCUACAUUGGGUGGAACAACCGUGGCUAUAAAUUAUUUGAAAAAAUGGGGCUUUAUUAAACCUAUCCCUUCCAAUCAAAAGCUGAAAGAAAUGUGUAUGGAACAGAAACAGGUUUUAAUUGAUAGAAAGAACCAAUUAAAAGACAAUGUGAUUAAAAACAAACUCUCACUCAUUGAGAAAAAGAAUCGGUGGAACAACCGUGUUCAUAAGGCACUUAAAAACGUGGGGCUACCUGAAGCCGAUUCCUCCAAAAGAGCAGCUAAAAGAAAUGUGUCUCGAACAAAAAAGGAUUCUAAUGGACAAAAAGGAUCAAAUAAAAAAUAACGUCCUGAUUAAAAAGAACUCACUGAUUGAAACGAAGAAUCAACUGUCGAAAAUCAAAGACAAUGUCUUGAAUCCCUUGGAGAGAGUACCAACUCAGGGAAAAAUAAAAUAAUGGAAGUACAGAUUAUUUCUGUUGUCAAUGAAUAUGCAAGUAUGUAACAUGCGUCAGUAUGUACAUUAUACGCUUCUAUGAUCGUAGUGUGUAACAUAGAGCUAUUGUGUUGAACAUUUUGAAUUUUAUGUGGUAUUUAGUUCAAGGUGGCCAUGUUUCAUAGAAAAUUAUAUCGAUUGUUGAUCAAUAAACUGUUCACCUUAUAUUCUAGUGCAAUUUAUGAUUAUAUUCCAAAACUUCUUCCACUAAUAAUUUUUCACUACUACAUCGUUCAUAGGUCAAAUACUGAAAGAUGAUUAGCUUAUUGAUUUACUAGCUACUAGUAAAAUGUGCUGAAUAAUGUUUCAUUCUCUCCAAGUUGAAGAUUCUUGGUAUCAAUAUAAUAUUAUAGUAAUAUACAACUA
Molecule: messenger RNA, 1714 nt
Organism: Nilaparvata lugens (brown planthopper)
Lineage: Eukaryota; Metazoa; Arthropoda; Insecta; Hemiptera; Delphacidae
Exons: 5
Coding region: 308-1198 (296 amino acids)
Cellular component (GO): mitochondrion
Source: RefSeq, a predicted model, not a curated record